AGUUUGUCUUGAACUGAGGCUACCCCAAUUUAUUCAACUGGCUGCAAUGCUUUUCCGUCCCCAAUCCCCAUAUUCUGUAUUCUUAUCCCAUUGGCUCUAAUAUUAUUAAUCUGGAUCUCGGCUCGGCCUUUCGCUCGUGAUCCUUCGGCUGCAUUGUCCUUUUUGCCCUCCGCAGAUCAAUAUUGUCCUAGAUACCGCGGUUCAUUCGCCAUCUCCGGACUAUAACAUAGCGCGGCCAUUCUCGCGGGGCAGUUGGUCUUUUUUCUAUCUCAUACACUUCUUCAAGACUCAAGGAAAAUUCCUGCAACGUUCCUGCAGAAACAGUGUAGCCAGAAUCAUGUCUACGCCACAGCAACGGUUGUCCUCGAUCGCUAACCAGGUCGCUGGUUCAAAUGUGUCGGCGAAGAGCAAGCUGUUGGCCAAGAAUCCCGAUGAUAUCGUGAUCACGCUUGCUGUUCGGACUCCUCUCACAAAGGCCAGAAAAGGUGGUCUGAAAGACACCACAAUAGAUAAUCUCCUUCUUUCAUUGCUUACAUCUAUCCGCGAAAAGUCCAACCUCGACCCCAACCUUGUUGAAGAUGUCUGUGUCGGUAACGUGCUUGCGCCUGGUUCCGCAUACAUCGCCCGCUCCGCGGUGCUUGCAGCUGGCUUCCCUGUGACGGCCGCCGCCUCCAUUGCCAACCGAUUCUGUUCUUCUGGAUUGCUGGCGAUCCAGAACGUCGCUAACCAGAUCAUGGCUGGUUCCAUCGAUAUCGGUAUCGCUGUCGGGGCCGAGAGCAUGAGCACCAACGCCGAUGGAGGAGCCCCAGAGAUGUCGGCUCAGAUCAUAUCGCAUCCUAUUGCCUCCCAGAACAUCCAACCCAUGGGCCAGACCUCGGAGAACGUCGCUGCCCAAUUCAACAUUUCCCGAGAGCAACAUGAUCAGUUUGCCGCCAAGAGUUAUCAGAAGGCCGAGCGCGCGCAAAAGGCCGGUUGGACUGCCGACGAGAUUGUGCCCGUCAAGACGCAAGUCAGAGAUCCCAAGACAGGUGAGGUAAAGGACGUCGUCGUUGAUCGUGACGAUGGCAUUCGUUAUGGCACCACUGCUGAGUCCCUCGGCAAGAUUCGCUCUGCUUUCCCUCAGUGGAAGCCCAGUGCCACAACCGGUGGCAAUGCCAGUCAGAUCACGGAUGGCGCCGCCGGUGUCAUCCUUAUGAAGCGGUCUCGUGCCCAGGAACUCGGACAGCCCAUCAUUGGCAAGUUUUGCGGAGCUACAGUUGCGGGUUUGGAGCCUAGAAUCAUGGGUAUCGGCCCUUCCAUUGCUAUCCCCAAGAUUCUGUCCAAGUUCAACCUGACCAAGGACGAUAUCGAUAUUUUCGAGAUUAACGAAGCAUUUGCGUCCAUGGGCGUCUACUGUGUUAGCAAGCUGGGUCUUGAUGAGAGCAAGGUCAAUCCCAGAGGUGGAGCGAUCGCACUGGGUCAUCCGUUGGGCUGCACCGGCGCUCGCCAGGUCGUUACUGCUCUGUCUGAGCUCCGCCGUCAGAACAAGAGAAUCGCCGUUACCUCGAUGUGUGUCGGAACUGGCAUGGGUAUGGCCGGAAUUUUUGUUUCGGAGCAUUAAGAUAAAUGUUUAAAGAUUUAGCUUGGGAAUUGAUGAAGAGCCGUCAGUUUGGGAAUGUCCGCCUUGUAU
Messenger RNA from Aspergillus novofumigatus IBT 16806, 1669 nucleotides. RefSeq names its product putative peroxisomal 3-ketoacyl-coA thiolase (Kat1). Gene Ontology annotation, biological process: fatty acid beta-oxidation; phenylacetate catabolic process. The transcript has 6 exons. Gene Ontology annotation, molecular function: acetyl-CoA C-acyltransferase activity. Gene Ontology annotation, cellular component: peroxisome. NCBI's taxonomy places the organism in Eukaryota, Fungi, Ascomycota, Eurotiomycetes, Eurotiales, Aspergillaceae. The record is from RefSeq and is a predicted model, not a curated record. The coding region runs from base 338 to 1600 and encodes 420 amino acids.